GGACUUAAAUUCUUAUUACAAUUUCUGAACGAACUCAAAAGCAUCAAACCGAAAAUGACAGCUGUCAACGUCAAAGUCAUAACUUCAAUUUGUUUUGCUUGCGGUAUAAUGUAUUUCUCUCAAAGCACUGGGGUUUAUUUGCUCAAACAGCAAAAAUAAAUUACACGUUUUUGUGUUAUCGUUUUAUGUGUUUAAGAGUUAAAUUUGAGGCUACCAUGUCUGUUUUAUGACGGCAAAAUGAGUGACGAAACGAACGAAGAGCGUCAAGACAAUGAAUUGGCCGCAUUACAGGCAAUUUAUGGCGAUGCAGUCGUAGACAACCGUGAAGUUGUAGCUUGGAAGAUAUGGAGACCGAAUGAUCUGAUGUUAACAUUGAAUCCCCUACAUAAUUCUGAUAUCAAAGGCGUUCACUGUUCUGUGACUUUACACUUCAAAUGCUGUGCCAAUUAUCCUGAUAAACCUUUAUGUAUUGCAAUACACAAGAUGCGAGGUUUAUCUACAGACAAUGCAAUGCAACUACUGGCUGAAUUGGAAGAUUUGGCUAAAAAGUUAUGUGGAGAAGUCUGUAUAUUUCAACUGGCACAACAUGCACAGCAAUUUCUCCAUGACCACAAUAAGCCUACACUGUCGUUUUAUGAAGAAAUGGUGAAACAAAAGAAUGAGCAGGAACAGUUGAAAUUACAUGAUCUGAAAGUUAAGGAAAAUGAGGAGCGAAAAAAAAUGAAAGAUGAGAUUCAGAGGCGCCAGGAAAUACUCCGCGGCGCCGGCAGACAUAGGACGCAUAGGUCUAGCAUCAGUCAGGAUGAUAGUCUCGAUGGCACUGGCGAUGCGCCGGAGUUGGUCUGUUACGCCGACGACAAAAUGUCUCCAGUCAAGAAGAUAGUUAGAACUAAAACAGUUGAUAUACCCUGUACUUGUAAGAAUAAAGGAGUUCAAGUUGUAAGGAUUACUCAGAAGAAUAAUAAGAAGGUUUAUAUUAGUAACUGUUUAGGCCACUCAUCAAACGGUGCGACGACUUACCUAGCAAUAGACGACGAAGGGGAGCGUUUAAUCGCCAAAAAAUGGAUCACCCCCCCAGCCACCGACUUCCAGACCCGAUCCCGCCAACUGACUUCCAUGCAACAAGAUCUGAAAGCCAUGUGUCGACUCAACCACCCCGCCAUAACCCCUUACGUUGCCAUGGAAACGAUCAAAGACGCGAACAAACGGACAGCAAAACAAUAUAUAUACUUAUUCAGGAGUUUUGUUCUAGGGAGUGCGUUGAAAAGUGUUAAAAGCAGACUUGGUGUGUUCAGUGAUCGUUAUGAAGGGUUAAAAUUACUUAGGCAUGUGGCUUUAGGGGUCUUAGGGGCCCUAAAAGAGUUGCAUAGUGUGGGGAUCGUGCAUAAAGACGUGAGGGGUCAAAAUGUUUUCUUGGAUGACGUAGGGGGGGUUAAACUGGUGGGGAUUGGUUUGGAUAUGCGGCUGACUGAAAUGCUGGACGGUGAUACGUAUUGUGAAAGACAAACAGCAGCACAAGAUAUUUACGCAACAGGACAAAUGCUUCUAUCACUUGUAUCUCAAGAACGAACUUAUAUGGAAAUACCAUCAGAUCUGCCGAGUUCCGCUAAGGAUUUCUUUGCAAGGUGUUUAACGGAAGACGAGCAAUCUCAGUGGUCAGCAGAACAGCUGAUGAACCACGUGUUUCUGACAGACGCGCCUGCUAAAGUGCCCAGUAAUAAGGAAAAUAAUGAUGAAGGCAGUGGUUCUGAGGAUGACGACGCAGUCAAAAAGAUGCAUCAUAGCAGUCCAGUGACUAACGGUCAUUCACGUCUGCACGCGGAGUUUGAAGUGCUCACGUGGCUCGGAAAAGGUGCCUUCGGGGAUGUGCUGAAGGUUAAAAACAAACUUGACGGCGGUUUCUACGCGAUCAAACGCAUCAAGCUUAACCCUGAAAGCGUUCAGUUAAACAAGAAGAUAACUAGAGAAGUUAAACUGUUGUCCCGACUUAACCAUGAGAAUGUGGUUAGAUAUUUUAACGCUUGGAUCGAAUCUAGCAUUGAGGUUGAAGAAGAUGAUACGAGUGUGGAAAUUGAGGUACCUGAUGUUAAGCGCCCUGAUAGUUUGCAAGGAGUGGUCGCUAAGUUAGGCCAAGACAUCAAGGUGGAAUGGUCGAUGUCAGAAGCGCCGGUACAGAAGACGAGUACGUCUUCUGAAUCCGAAGACGAUGAUGAUGAACCGGAUCCUUGGUUUACUAUCAUGAGUCCAGAAGACGGAUCCAGCAGCGGGGUGGAAUUCGAAGAAGACUCGAACGUCUCUCAGACCAUACCUUCGGAAGACGUAGUGGAUGCUCCUCGCAAGUCCUUGGAGAGGAUCCGGCAGGUGCUGUACAUACAGAUGGAGUUCUGUGAGAAGCACACGCUGCGACACGCGAUAGAUAACGGACUGUGCCAAGAGCAUUUCAGAGCUUGGAGGCUUUUUAGGGAAAUAGUAGAAGGCCUAGCCCACGUGCACCAAAGAGGUAUGAUCCACAGAGACCUGAAGCCAGUGAACAUAUUCUUGGACUCCAACGAUCAUGUGAAGAUUGGUGAUUUUGGACUCGCUACUAAAGCAUUUACCGCCUUGCCUGUUGAUGAAAAAGCCAAACAGGAAGAAAUAGGCGGCUCUCUGACAGGACAGAUCGGCACAGCUCUCUACGUAGCACCAGAGUUACUCCAAUCAAGUUCCAAGGUCAUCUACAACCAGAAAGUGGACAUCUACUCCUUAGGCAUCAUACUCUUCGAGAUGUUCCAUCCUACGCUGGAUACGGGGAUGGAAAGGAUGAUGGUACUCUCUAAUCUGAGGAGCAAGGAUAUUAUCAUGCCUAAGGGCUUUGAGAAGGAGGAUAAUGCGAGGCAGAUUCAUGUUAUUAGAUGGCUUCUAAACCACGAGCCCAGUCUUCGUCCAACAUGCGCGGAACUAUUAGGCAGUUCCCACGUCCCCCGCGCCGUGCCCGAGGGAGCCCUAGCAGGCCUACUCGCACACGCGCUCAGCGACAGAGCUGCUCGAGGCUAUGGGCGCCUGGUAGCUGCCUGCCUGCACCAGGUGCCGUCCCGGGCUGAAGACUAUACCUACCACAAUGAUAUGAGAACCAAGCCUAAUGAACUGUUGCUAAAAAUCAAAGAUGAUGUCAUUAAGGUGUUCCGCAGCCACGGUGCCUCAGAAUUCUCCCCACCACUGCUGAUACCUCGAGCAGCUGCGUGGGACCAGUACCCGAAUGCUGUGAAGGUCAUGACAGCAUCUGGCUCCGUUGUGCAUCUGCCUCAUGAUUUGAGGCUGCCUUUUGCAAGACAUACAGCAUACAACGGCACGAAAUACAUGCGUCGUUACGUGGUAGACCGGGUGUUCAGAGAGAAGCAUGUCAAAGGUUUCCAUCCGAGGGAGAUUAUUGAGUGCGCCUUCGAUAUCGUUUCUCCUAGGACUGAUUCUCUCUGGCCAGACUCCGAGCUCCUAAUAGUGGCAAGCAGAGCGGCAACAGAAAGUGGCCUAAAAGUGUCGCUACAGUUGAACCACACGGAGCUGCUGCGAACACUGCUGCUGUCGUGCGGGGUGCCGCUGGACAAGCACUCAGACAUGUACCCCGUACUCGUCGAUGUGUGCUUCGGGCGCAUAACAAGUCUUCAACUACAAACCCACCUAACAUCCCUCUGUGUGACCAAUCGUGACGUGUCGAAUCUCCUCCGUCUAAUGGAAGCGGAUGUCCCGGUCCACGAAGUUCGCGAACUCGUCACACCGUUUGUGAAGCAAGCUAAGUUGAGCAAAGUGGUGGCUCAAGCGGUACAUGAUUUGGAAGCCGUUUAUAGGAAUACUAAGGCUUUGGGCUGUGAGUGCCCAAUAACAGUCGCCCCAUUCCUGGCGUACAACGCGACACAACACUGCGGCAUAUUCUGGCAGAUUUCAGUGAUAAGGAAUACGGAUCAUAAGCCCACUGCUAAACAUCGAGCUGGUGAUCUCAUUGCUGCUGGUGGCAGAUACGAUGCUUUAGUAUCAGAGUUCUGGAAGGUAGCGAGGACGGAAGACCAUGAUAGUGCAGAACUGAAAUCCAGUUCAGUAGGAUUCUCCAUGUCCUUGGAGAGAAUGGCCGCCAUUUUGAAGAAGAUGGAACCUGAGAUGAUUGCUUCUUCUUCUCCGAGUGUAGAGUCCCGCCUAACCUGCGUAUGCGUAUGGGGCACUGCAGGCAGCGGACGGGACGGACAAGCGGCCGCCCGCCGCGCCGCUCUUGCCCGAGAUCUAUGGGCUGCAGGCCUUUCCGCCGCCGCAUGGCCCGCCGCCAGUGCCGACGCUCACGACCUGGCCCGACCCGCUAUAGUGUUACUGCAAGAUGAUGCUACUGCCCGACUUGCUUACUGGGAUGGCGUAAGUUUAAGAGAACACAAAGUGCCAUACAUCGAUGUAUUAGAUUUCAUCAAACAGAAAUUACUCAGCCCUCAAGAUCCUAUAAAAACUCCUGAUGCAGGUCAAUACCGCACGUUGAGUUGGACUGAGAGCGAGAAGUCGAACAAUGGUACCUGUAUAUCUGUCACGUUCAUCACUGCCAGCGAUCGAAUGACUAAGAACUCCAAGAGGCAUUGUGAGAAUCAGAUAAACACCCAAAUGACCUCAAUACUAGUAUCACUAGGCCUACAGCCCGUGCUGUGCCGCGUCCGAGUAAACGUGCUAGCGCUGUCAUGCGAGGCGGCCUGCGUGCGGCUGCUGGCCGCCUCGCUCACCGCGCCGCUAGAUGCCGACGAGAUCGCACAUGCGUUUGCUACUGUUACUGAAAUGUAUCCAAAACGUCGUAACAUACUCGACGAUGCUCUCAGCGAAUUGACAGCAAUAGCUAAACAAUGCAACCAGUGUAAAUGUGAGGAAACACAACUGUACGCUCUAUACUCUAUACCCGAUUCUCUAUGCCGGUUGAUCACGUGACCCAUCGAUAUUUUGUUGAAAUAUCUCUUUUUAUACUAAUGUAGGUAUUCUAUCUCCGACUUCCUAGCUGCGUCCGAUAAUCGGAGACCGAUUUUUCGUAGGAGAAGAAUAGAACACAUCGAUUGUAAUAGUGUACAAGUUCUACAAGUCGGUCAAAAAAUUUUAGUCAGAUAUAGUUAUCGGCACGAAUCUUGAGCUCUGACCUACAUCUGCGCAGAACUAUGAAGCGAUGCGCUGCUGGCCAAUCACCGCUUUAGCCCGCCCCCGCGCCUCACUGCAUACAACAAAAGGGACCCAAUAAAUUACUUCUGCGCAGGUGAAGGUCAGAGCUCAAGAUCCGUGCCGAUAACUAUAGUCCUACAUAAAAUCGGUCCGAUUUGUCUGUCCUACAAAAGUCUGAUGUGGUCUUAAUGUGUACAGGCUGUAUUAUAAAUCUUCCGAUACUUGAGUUUGAUCAUAUAGUUAAUUGAUAAACUUAAAGACAACAUUUUGUAACAUGUUUGAGUAUUGAAAUAUUUAUAGAAUACCAGCAAGUGUAAACAAUAUUUGGUCUGCAUUGUUGUAUAUAAAAAAAAGUAUAUGAUGUAAGUAGGUAUAUAUUUUCCAUUUUAAGAAGACAUUUAACUAAAGAUAAAAAAUCUUAAGAUGACUUGCUAUUUAAAAACUCGAAUUAAAAGUAAAUUACGGCCAAAAUUCAAUGUAGAUACAAUAAUAACAUUUACUUACCUCCCCACUCAGAGACAUUUAAUGGUUACUUAAGCCAUUCCUCAGUGAAGGAUUUGUAUGACAUUCCGUUACUAAGGAGUGACUUAAGUAAUCAUUAAAUGUCUCUGAGUGGGGAGGAUAGUCAAUUGUAUCAUAGUUUUAAGCAGUCUUUUUUACCUUUAAUUAAGUACCUUCUCAAGUGGGGUAUAAGUUUUGAAUAACUUUAACAUAAACUCGUUUUCCUUAGUUUGAAUAUGAUUUCUUAUAAGUUAAAACAGCUUCUUUUAUCACGGGCAUUUAUUAUUUUUACAUUUAAUUUAUUAAUUAUCAUCCACCUGAUGUAAUAGAAAAUAAAUGCAAUUUGAAAACUUGAUUCAAAAGCAGUCCUACUAUAUACGUAUAUUAAUGUAUAUUGUGUUGUAAACUAACUGUAAUUUGUUGUGCUAAUGAUUUUUAUCUACAAAAACCAUUGAUUCAUAAUUAUAAUGUGUUAAUUUUCAAAUAAAACUAAACAUUCUCAGUAUUACCGAGGAGAUCUAGUUAUUAAUUUUGUUCGUAACCAUAUAUUUUCACCUUAUUAUACCUACAUACAAGUUGUUACAGAAAUCUGCCGGGGCUGCGGGAUUGUUCGAAAGAGUUACCGCGGCCCUAGUACAUACGCGGCCUACGACGGAACACGACGGUUUUUAGUCAGUAAGAGUCUGACACUCCCUCACUGCUGCAAACCCACAGCGGGAGGGGUCAUUUGAUGAUUUUUGACGUCGUUAAAAAAAGUUGUUACAAAAAUACUGCCUAAAAUAUGUAAGUGUAUGCUGCAUAUUUUGUUAGAUAAACCCCAUUUCAUUUUUUGUAACAUUCUAUAUACUGCAAAAUCUUAAAUUAAAUACUUGUAUUGUAGUGCUCGUAAAAUGAUCUUGUAAUCAUGCCUGUCAAGGGCAUGUAUAGGUCAGUACAUAUAAUACGUAAGAUGCUUAGUUCAAAUAAAAACUAAGGCUGGAAACAGUGCUCAGCUGACGGUCAGUGCUGACCGUACGUCCGGAUCGAAUCACAUACAAAAUCAGGCGCGUACCGUCAACGUAGCUGUGUGCGCGUUCAUAGACUUGCACAGAUAUAGCUACGUCGACCGACGGUCAGCGCUGAU
This is a messenger RNA of Helicoverpa armigera (cotton bollworm), 6772 nucleotides long. It is a transcript of the gene Gcn2, whose product is annotated as eIF-2-alpha kinase GCN2. NCBI's taxonomy places the organism in Eukaryota, Metazoa, Arthropoda, Insecta, Lepidoptera, Noctuidae. The transcript is spliced from 28 exons. Gene Ontology annotation, biological process: negative regulation of cytoplasmic translational initiation in response to stress; DNA damage checkpoint signaling; regulation of translational initiation by eIF2 alpha phosphorylation. Gene Ontology annotation, cellular component: nucleus; cytoplasm; cytosol. The coding region runs from base 238 to 4926 and encodes 1562 amino acids. Gene Ontology annotation, molecular function: eukaryotic translation initiation factor 2alpha kinase activity; protein binding; ATP binding. The record is from RefSeq and is a predicted model, not a curated record.